AUGAUGACGUCGCGCACGACCUUCGUCCUGGUCCCCGGCGCGUGGCACCCGGCGUCUGCCCUGGACCCCAUCGCGAAGCCGCUCAGCGCCGCUGGGUACACGGUGAGGGGAGUCGACCUCCCGACCUGUGGUGCGGAGCCGCCCUUGAGCGAGUUCGGGCCGGACGUCGAGGCGAUCAGCAAGACGAUCGCGGAGGAGGCCGACAGGGGCCAGGACGUGGUCGUGUUCAUGCACAGCUAUGGCGGCAUCGUGGGGACCGAGGCUUGUCGUGGCCUGGGAAAGAAGGAGAGGGAGUCCGCUGGGAAGAAGGGCGGCGUGGUCAGGCUGAUCUACUGCACUGCCUUUCUGGUGGGCGAGGGAGUGUCUUUGAUGGACAUACUCGGCAACAAACCAAUGCCGUGGUUCAUAAUCUCAGACAAUGAGACGCGUGUGAAGCCCAACACGCCUGAGGACGUCUUCUACAAUGAUCUCAGCGCCGACGAGGCGAAGAAGGUCGCCGACACCCUGUCGCACCACAGCUACGAGUGUUUUACCACGAAACUCACGUAUGCUGCGUACAAGGACAUCCCGGCUACGUAUCAGCUCUGUAAGAAAGAUAACGCGCUCCCACUCUUCGCGCAGGAGAAGAUGGUCGAGGACGCCAGGGCUCUCGGAGUGCAGAUCGAUACGGAGACGUUCGAUGCGUCGCAUUCGCCGUUUCUGAGCAUGCCGGACGAGGUUGUUGCUUCAUGUAAAAGGGCUGCUGCUGGUAGUAAGUCCAUGGUGUGA
Molecule: messenger RNA, 768 nt
Organism: Diaporthe citri
Lineage: Eukaryota; Fungi; Ascomycota; Sordariomycetes; Diaporthales; Diaporthaceae
Exons: 2
Coding region: 1-768 (255 amino acids)
Source: RefSeq, a predicted model, not a curated record